AUGACGGCUUUGUCACCCAGUGACGAAUUCAAGAUGGUGGCUUUGUCAUCCCAGGAAGAAUUGAAUAUUCAAGAUGGCGGCUCUGUCACCCGGAGACGAAUUCAAGAUGGUGGCUUUGGCACCCUUAACACCGUUGGAGGAGAAAGAGUUAAGAUAAACAACACCAAUUUACUAGACCAAACAAUUAGUUACUACUUUCCUAUGGCCGACGCCAACAAACGGAUCAGGGAACGGUACGGAAAUGACGUCAUCGAUAUUCCAGGACACGAAACAGUUCUACGACCCAAAGAAACGCUGCGAAGAUUGUGUGACCAUCUAGGUGUCACGUGCUCUGAGGAGUAUGUUGGAAAAUGUAGCCAGGUUUUGUUCGAUACUCCUUCGAUCACCAGGCACACGUGGACUGAACAGCAGAUACAGCGUGUCACAACAAAGAUGAAGGAAUACAUCUUCUCUGGAAGGGUGACAGAUCGCGACAAAGGCGUCGUCGAACAGCAUUUACAGACGAACAACUCAAUCGGUUGGAGGACUCAUUUGAAAGCGAAAAAUUCCCGGGCAUUCAGAUACGCGAGGAUCUUGCGAAAGAACUCAACAUUGGGGAGGACAGAAUUCAGAUUUUUUCUGUCUCACGUCAUUUAUCUGCUUGGCAUUGUGUUGAUAUUGUAUUGUAAUGCAGUGCGCACUCAUUUUACUCAUGCUAGCUUCUUUGACUUUUAUUUACAGGUCUGGUUUCAAAACCGUCGCGCAAGAUGGCGCAAACAUGAGAUCAAGAACAAACCCGCUCCAGUCCUCCCUGCUUCAAAGACGCUGUCAGACUGCAGUGACGUCAUCUCACCGGCCAUGUUCCAGCCGUCUUCUGCCAUUUUCCCGCCACUGAGCCAAACGUAUUUCAGACCGUGGAGCCCAGUCUACCCUCCGUUUCCUACAAGCACUUCUAUGUUUCCACCCAGUGGUACGUUUCAACGGACAGUUUUCAACAGGAAUUCCAAUUUCGCGUCUUCUGCUUCACAGACGGUUAGUGUUAUGGUCCGUCCGAGUGUAUCUGCUUCAACCAGCCCUCCAUUCAGUCCCCGUACCUCGCCUGUCAUCAGCCUUCCGACUCAGUAUCAAGCCUCCUGUAACUCAGACAGUGGAGAGAGUCGCCACACUGUGGACGAUUAUUUAGCCGCUGUAACUUUGGCCAGUGGUUUUCAGCGGGAAAAUUAG
This is a messenger RNA of Orbicella faveolata, 1203 nucleotides long. RefSeq names its product retinal homeobox protein Rx-like. Gene Ontology annotation, cellular component: nucleus. Lineage: Eukaryota; Metazoa; Cnidaria; Anthozoa; Scleractinia; Merulinidae. The record is from RefSeq and is a predicted model, not a curated record. Gene Ontology annotation, molecular function: DNA-binding transcription factor activity, RNA polymerase II-specific; RNA polymerase II transcription regulatory region sequence-specific DNA binding. Gene Ontology annotation, biological process: regulation of transcription by RNA polymerase II.